AUGGCAGGCAGUUUCCUGCCAUAUCACGAGCCAAACAUCGUCCAGAUUCUAAUCGUAAUCUCAUUUUUCUUCUUUCUUUCUCUGGCGGAAUGGGUCUCUGCAAGGGUCAUCCAAGCCGGAAUCAUCGGGCAGAUUGCAGUAGGUAUCAUUUAUGGGUUACCUUUAGCAAACAUCCUAGAUAAGUACUGGCAGGAGACGUUUCUCGUGUUAGGAUAUGUCGGGUUGAUCUUAAUUAUCUUCGAGGGAGGGCUUAGCGCUCGUCUCGAUCUUCUCAAGAAGAAUUUUAUUCUCAGUCUUCUGGGAGCCGCGGUUGGGGUUCUCCUCCCGAUUGGUUUCUCCUAUUUGCUGCUUUACCUUGGAUUUAGAUAUGGACCCGUGGAAACCUUCAUCGUCGGUGCUGCGUUAUCAGCCACUUCUCUGGGCACCACAUUUGCAGUUAUGAAAUCAGCAUCUAGAUCUAUAGACCUUGCACAGACACGAGUGGGCGCGGUGCUUGUGAGCGCUGCUGUCAUUGACGAUGUCGUCGGUCUCGUCCUAUUGAGCAUAAUCGCCAAUCUUGGUAAGCUCUCCGGCGGAGGCAACGUUAACCUGGGCUGGAUCAUCGGCCGGCCCAUCGUCGCCUCCUUCGCCAUGGCCAUCCUCACCCCCAUCCUUACAAAAUACUUUUUUGCAAAGGUUUUCCGACGGUAUAUCGAGCAUGCCUUUGCGCGUUACGAUCAUGUUUCAAACUUCAUCCUCAUGGUGCUGGUCCUCUGCGCAUUCGUCACCAUCGCCGCAUACGCGGGUACCUCCGUCCUUUUCGGCGCCUUCCUCGCCGGAAGCUUUCUGACCUAUAUACCAACCAAGCAUCCAUCGGGUCCGUUUGUGGUCAUGAGCCGCGAGGAAGGCGAGCGAGAAGCGCAUAAGAGUCCCACAUUCGUCCAUACCUUUGAGGCGUAUCUGCUGGACGUGCAGUCCUAUCUGAUGGAGCCGCUAUUCUUCGCUAGUAUCGGGUUUGCCAUCCCGUUUGUGCAGCUUUGGACGGGGAAGAGGAUUUGGAGGGGGGUGGUGUUUUCCCUUCUGAUGGUCGUUGCUAAGUUUGCGGUUGGUAUCUGGCUUCCGUUAUGGAAAUAUGUUCCACUUCUGAGGCCUUCCAAGCGGGAGGCAUUGUCCAAGGAAGUGAAUAGUGAGCAGGAGCUGCAGAACGGCUCAGCGCGUGAGAAAAAUGGGAGUUCGCGUUCUAAUACCACCUGGUUGUCUGGGUUGCUCUUGGGCUCUGCGAUGGUCGCGCGCGGUGAGAUUGGUCUGCUUAUCAUCGAGAUCGGGUAUAACGAGACAUCCUAUGUGAGUGAGGAGGCCUUCAUCACUGCCGUUUGGGCUAUUCUUCUUAACACUAUCCUCGGGCCGAUGACGGUUGGGCUGCUCGUCAAAUAUUAUGGGAAGAGGAUUGGAGAGGGGGAAUGGGGACUGCAAGAGCGGGAGCCCCUCAUACCUGGUCAGAGUGUUGAACACAGGCAAGGGGAGGUAUGA
Messenger RNA from Aspergillus thermomutatus, 1509 nucleotides. RefSeq names its product cation:proton antiporter. NCBI's taxonomy places the organism in Eukaryota, Fungi, Ascomycota, Eurotiomycetes, Eurotiales, Aspergillaceae. The record is from RefSeq and is a predicted model, not a curated record. The coding region runs from base 1 to 1509 and encodes 502 amino acids. Gene Ontology annotation, cellular component: membrane. Gene Ontology annotation, biological process: proton transmembrane transport. Gene Ontology annotation, molecular function: antiporter activity. The transcript has 7 exons.